Molecule: messenger RNA, 4524 nt
Organism: Vavraia culicis subsp. floridensis
Lineage: Eukaryota; Fungi; Microsporidia; Pleistophoridae
Exons: 1
Coding region: 1-4422 (1473 amino acids)
Source: RefSeq, a predicted model, not a curated record
AUGACCCAUCCAACAUAUUUCCAUUUUUUGCGACCCAUCCAGAUGUUCAACAUCCACUUGCUCAUCAAGCAUCCACACCAAAUCAGCGCACCGCCCUUCACCAAGACAUUCACAACGUACCAAACGAACACCACCCACACGAUCAACCGCAUAAUAAAUCUGCCGUAUUACCAUUUGCUGGUAGAACAAGGCAGGAUGUGUCUGGUUGGGAAGAAGGAUGGGAAGGUGUUUAGGGAAAUAGAGAUUGGGGAUGUAUGGGAUGUGGAGGUGAGCGGGAGAUGCGUUGUUGUGUUGAGUGGGGAUGGUGUUGUUGUGUUGGACAGGUACUUUAACGUGGUUUGUAGGAGGGAGUGGAAUGAUGAGGAUGGGAUAGGGCGUGAUGAGGAAUGCGAUGGAGUGGAAAAGGAUGGAGUGGAAAAGGAUGGAGUGGAAAAGGAUGGAGUGGAAAAGGAUGGAGUGGAAAAGGAUGGAGUGGAAAUGGAUGGAGUGGAAAAGGAUGGAGUGGAAAAGGAUGGAGUGGAAAUGGAUGGAGUGGAAAAGGAUGGAGUGGAAAUGGAUGGAGCAGUGAGAUCAGAUGGGGUAAAGAACGAUCGGACAAGAUCUCGUAAUGUGGAAGGGAGUAGAACGCGAUCAGUUGAUCUGGGAAAUGAUGGCGCAAAGUGCAGCCGUACCAGAGUUGAUGAAGUAAGGCACUGUUGUGCAGGGGACAGCAGAGUAGAAAACGUGGUGAAAAGAACGGAUGAGAACAAAAUGAAGAGGAACACCGGUAUUGGUGGCUACAGCACGAGAGAGGACCGUGGCAUGGGACAGUGUGAGCAUAUGAAGGUUAAACAGGGAGGUGUGCAGUGCUGUAGCAGUACGCCUCACGAUGAAACGGUGAGUGCACCUACUAAAAACCCUUUAUCGAUCGGCAAGAAGAGCGCAAGCAACCGCAGUACGGGCCAAAGGCCCGUUGCAUCGUUGCACGUGUGUGAGCAGUUCAUCUACGUGCUCAAAAAUGGUGCAUGCACCGUUUACACGCAUAAUCUACAAAAAGUGAAGGUGUUGCGGGAUGUGAGCGCAGUUCACAACGAUUUGAUCUACAGCACGUCCACUCACCUCGUGUACAUCGAAUCAAAGUACAAAAUACCAAACAUUACGGGCAUACGUGUCCACGAUGAUGUGAUAAUCGUUACAACCACCGAUACGCUGAGCGUAUACGUACGGCUCAACGGCGCGAUCUAUCGGAAAGCAAGCAUUCCUAAAUACGGCACACUCGUGCACACCGAUAAGGACACGAUAGUGCUGGUGAGCAAUGGAUAUGAGUACGUGAUAGGGAUUGUGAGGGAGUGUGCGGUGAGUGAUGGCGUGUUGGUGUUUGUGGAUGGUGAUGAUGUUGUUGUGAGUGAUUAUGGGAGGGGAAGAGUGCCUUUGCCGUUCUAUCAUUGGAGAAUUGAGGGGGUUGAUGCGUGCUGUGGAUGGAAUGGACGAAUUGGGUGGAUGAGGGAUGGACAUGUGUAUGUGAAUGGAGAGCGGAUUUUUAUGAUUGCGGAUGAGGAGAGGAAUGAGGUGGAGAAUGAGGAGAGGAAUGAGGAGAGGAAUGAGGAGAGGAAUGAGGAGAGGAAUGAGGAGAGGAAUGAGGAGAGGAAUGAGGAGAGGAAUGAGGAGAGGAAUGAGGAGAGGAAUGAGAAAAAUAACCAAAAUACGACGGGAAGCGCAACAAAGAAGGAGAAAAGUACGGGCGAUGUAACCAAAAAUGAUAAAAAUGAGUGCGUGCAUAGACAUAGGGCUAAAAAUGGUGAUCAAAACACGGAAAGAAGUAAAAAAGAGAAUAGCACGUGCAAUAGCAGUACGAUAGCGCAAUACCGCAUGUCAUACGCUGAUGACACGCUGUUCAUCAUCAAAAACAUUACCGAUCUCAAAAAGAACAGAACGUACUCCAAAGUGUACACCUGCGAUGGAUGCCUUGUCUUUGAUGUGCAUGUGUUCAAAAUUUUGGAUAACGGCCUUUUAUUAACGGUAAACGGUGAUUUGUGCAGAUUUGGCACACACGAAGGGAAAAGAUGUGCAAACAGGGAGAUGCACGCGCAUAGCGGUACACGGCACAGCAUGAAUGGUAAUGCUGGCAGUGCCGUGUUUGCACCUGUUUGCAGUUACCGAUUGGUUCACAAUUUCAGGUUAAGCAAGGAUCUGUUCAUGAUAAACGGUGUGAUGUACGUUGUGGGGGGUAGAGAAGGUUUGGAGGUGCAGGAUUUUAUCGUGCAGGACGAGCUGUUCAUAAUAAAAGGGGAAUUGCAUGUUUAUAAAAGGAGAAAUGCGAGAGGAUGUGAUGAGAACGAGCACAAUGAAGGAAAACACAGCGGAUGUAGCAUCGAUUGCAACAGCAGUGCAAGAGCAAGCACUGAUGCAAGCCGCUAUUCGCACACGAGCGGAGCCCUUGCUCAUUAUGAACGGGUACUAAGCGUAAAAUUGCACACCAAAACGAAAAUACUGCACGUAUUCAAACACUCCGUUCUUCUGUCCACAUACGGUAAUUUAGAAGGACUGGACCUGCCGUACCUCAUAAAGAAGGCGUUAGACGAGCAGGAUGAUAUAAACGAGGUGCUGAGCACUUUGAGGUGCAAAAACGUGGAGUACACCAAUUUUAAGAAUAUUUACGGGGUGGAAAGGACGUACGAAAACUUCUGCAAGAUAUGGGACGGUCUGCAGAUGCGUAUUGAUGAGGAUGAGUGUGUGCAGGAUGAUGCAAUCGAUAGCACCGGUAUCGCAAGAAAUGGUGCUAAUGAUGCGCUACCGGCCAAUUGCAGUGCUUCAUGCCCGUCAUCAAACGGCGGUGCACCGAUCACUCCAUCCUCAUUCAUCAACCAUUUCAUUGCUCUAAACGAUCCCGUGCUCACCACCAAAAUAUUUCUAAAAUGCAAAUUACCGCUACACGCCCUGCAAACGAUACGAAAUACGGAACGGAUUGAUCUUUUGCACAUUGUAAGGAAGGAGUACACGGAUGAUGAGGUGUUUAGAAGGGGGCUACUUCUGUUUGAUAUCAAGUUCAUAGAAAAAUUGAAGGAAGAGUUGAAUAUUAAGGUAAGUGUGGAUGAAAGUAAUGUACGGUUCUUUGUUUAUGACUACCUUGGCAUGUAUGAGCGUGCGUUUUAUUGCAUUGGUGAUGAGGACCGGGGAGAUGGGCUGAAGAGACGUGUAGAAGUAAAAGGGUGCGGUGAUGAGGACCGGAGAAAUGGGCUGAAGAGACGUGUAGAAGUAAAAGGGUGCGGUGAUGAGGACCGGGGAGACGGGCUGAAGAGACGUGUAGAAGUAAAAGGGUGCGGUGAUGAGGACCGGGGAGACGGGCUGAAGAGACGUGUAGAAGUAAAAGGGUGCGGUGAUGAGGACCGGGGAGACGGGCUGAAGAGACGUGUAGAAGUAAAAGGGUGCGGUGAUGAGGACCGGGGAGACGGGCUGAACCGCGCUGUAAAGAGCGAUCAACACGGGCUGAACACAGAACACCAACACGUUCCAUCAUCGAACGGUAAGGAACUUGAACAGCGUACAAACAGCCUGGCAGAGUGUAUCGACAGAAUAAGCCUGACCAGCGAUAAACUGAGGGAGCAGUACAUCACAAAAUACAAAUUAUAUGAAAUUGCAGCACAGCACAGACAGUUCUACAAAUUGGCACUACCGUUUUACAAGGGGCAGAGGGCGUACGAAAUAAUAAAACGGUUUGAUGCGCAUGAAAGUAUAAAAUACGCUAAAGAGCACAUAAACGUGCUCUGGCACGAAAUAGUACGUUACAUAGAUGAGGAUGACGAGCUGCGGAUGACCGAUAAUGUUAGGGCAGCGUAUUACGCACAGGUAGGUAAAACGAACGAGAGCAUUGCGUUGCUGCUACGAUGUGAACGGGUGUGUGAGGCGUUUAAGGUGUAUGCUGAUCAUAAGCGCGUGAGCAAAGCGGUGCAUACCGCACUCAUGGAGGGGUGCAGGGCGUAUCUGCACGGUAGGAUCGAUGAGAUGGUGCGGAUGAAAGACAAGGUGGUAAAACUGAGGGUCAAGUAUGAAAGGAUGAAAGAAGUGGAGAUGGAUGAUAUGAGCGUUAGUACCACGCAGUCAAGGUUAAAAGGUGUUGAGGGGGUUAAGAUCAGGUAUGAAAGGCUGGUUGGAGAGUGUGAGGAUAUGAUUGGGUUGGUGGAUAUGGUAAGGAUGGUUGGUGAAUGGGAAUGUGCGGGAAGAGUAGCAAAUGGGGUGGAUGGGCAAAGAGAAGCAUGGGGGCUGGCUGAGGAGCGAGGGGCAAAACGUAAGGGGAUGAUCAGAAACGAAAUAAACGGAAAGAAGGAGAACGUGAGUGAUGAACGUACCGAGAGUGUGAGUUUGAGAUGGGCAGAAAUGAGAACAGCAGUUGAAAUGGAGUUGGUUCUGUUGAGGAGUGAGAUAGAAGAAAUUUUACAGAAGUGAUGCGUGCUCUACGGUGGUACAAUGAAAAUAAAGUAAAACAUAUUUUGAUAUGCGCACGCUAAAAAUUUUAGCACGGCAGCUCUAUUUUUAUUUUAAUCGCAU